Messenger RNA from Rhinolophus ferrumequinum (greater horseshoe bat), 1996 nucleotides. It is a transcript of the gene SLC35G2, whose product is annotated as solute carrier family 35 member G2. Bases 581 to 1819 code for a protein of 412 amino acids. The transcript is spliced from 2 exons. Gene Ontology annotation, cellular component: plasma membrane. The record is from RefSeq and is a predicted model, not a curated record. NCBI's taxonomy places the organism in Eukaryota, Metazoa, Chordata, Mammalia, Chiroptera, Rhinolophidae.
AGGAACCAGCUCUGCAGUGUCAAGACCCUUCCUUCAGAGACUUCAUCGAUCGGUAAAAUGCCAGGUGGACUCCGAGAUGCUCGAAGACCUUUCCGGACCAUGAUUUACCGAUGCUAAGACAUAUUUUUAAAUAUCAAGAAUCGACUUGCGCUUUUUUAAAUGCAAACAGACAGGUAGAAAUGGACUGAGGCGGCCUCCCUGCCCCCUUCCUGAAGACCACGUCACCCCGGUUUCAAAUCUGCUCUCUCCAAGGGCGUAGGCUAAAGAGGCCCCUGGCCCACAGUUUUCCGGCGUCUUGGACCCUCCCACCGCGCUGGUAGGGGAAGUCCCUCAGUCCAGCCGCAAAUCCUGGGCGCCCCCCGCGGUUUUCGACGCAGGUACUGGCCAGCGGUUGGGAGGUGGGCAGCAGAGAGCGCAGGCGCAGUGCCCGCACCCGCGGCGCCCCUCUCCCCGCCCCGCCUGGCGGCUUCAGCGGCCCCAGCCGCGGUUUUCCUGGCGAAGCGCGCGGCAGCUGGCAGCCCUGGCCGGAGCUCCGGCGCGCCUUCCUCGCCGCGACACGCAGAAUUGAUUAUCUGAAGAAAUGGAUACGUCUCCCUCCAAAAAAUAUCCCAUUAAAAAACGGGUGAAAAUACAUCCUAACACAGUGAUGGUAAAAUAUACUUCUCAUUAUCCCCAGCCUGGGGAUGAUGGAUAUGAAGAAAUCAAUGAAGACUAUGGAAAUUUUAUGGAAGAAAAUCCAAAGAAAGGCUUGCUGAGUGAAAUGAAAAGAAAAGGAAGAACUUUUUUUGGAACCAUGGAUACCCGACCUCCACCAACGGAAGACCCAAUGACCAAUGAGAUUGGACAAUUCCAGAGCUUUGCAGAAAAAAACAUUUUUCAGUCCAGAAAAAUGUGGAUAGUGUUGUUUGGAUCUGCGUUGGCUCACGGAUGUGUAGCUCUUAUCACUAGGCUUGUUUCUGAUCGUUCUAAAGUUCCAUCUCUAGAACUGAUUUUUAUCCGUUCUGUUUUGCAGGUCUUUUCUGUGUUAGUUGUUUGUUACUACCAGGAGGCCCCCUUUGGACCCAGUGGAUACAGAUUACGUCUCUUCUUUUAUGGUAUAUGCAAUGUCAUCUCGAUCACCUGUGCUUAUACAUCGUUUUCAAUAGUUCCUCCCAGCAAUGGGACCACGAUGUGGAGAGCCACAACCACAGUCUUCAGUGCCAUUUUGGCUUUUUUACUUGUAGAUGAGAAAAUGGCUUAUGUUGACACUGCUACAGUUAUGUGCAGCAUUGUAGGUGUUUGUCUUGUCAUGAUCCCCAACAUUGUUGAUGAAGACAAUUCUUUGUUAAAUGCCUGGAAAGAAGCCUUUGGAUACACUAUGACCGUAAUGGCUGGAUUGACCACUGCUCUCUCCAUGAUAAUAUAUAGAUCCAUUAAGGAGAAGAUCAGCAUGUGGACUGCACUGUUUACUUUUGGUUGGACUGGGACAGUCUGGGGAGUAUCUACUAUGUUUGUUCUUCAAGAACCCAUCAUCCCAUUAGAUGCAGAGACCUGGAGUUAUCUCAUUGCUAUAUGUGUCUGUUCUACUGCAGCAUUCUUAGGAGUUUAUUAUGCCUUGGACAAAUUCCACCCAGCUUUGGUCAGCACAGUACAACAUUUGGAGAUUGUGGUAGCUAUGGUCUUACAGCUUCUAGUGUUACACAUAUUUCCUAGUGUCUAUGAUGUCUUUGGAGGCAUAAUCAUUAUGAUUAGUGUUUUUGUCCUUGCUGGCUAUAAACUUUACUGGAAGAAUUUAAGAAGGCAAGAUUAUCAGGAAAUACUAGACUCUCCCAUUAAAUGAAUACCUGAUUAUUACCUUGUUAACCAUCAGUUAAUACAAUACACUGCCGUUUUAAUGUUCACCUAUGUCUUUUGUGUUGUAUAAUUGACAGUGCUAUAUAUUAAUUAAUAUAUAAAGAUGUAGAAAAAUUUAUUCUCGUCUCAUAUAUUCAAAAACAAAUAUUAAAUAUGUGAAAUA